Molecule: messenger RNA, 2431 nt
Organism: Sarcophilus harrisii (Tasmanian devil)
Lineage: Eukaryota; Metazoa; Chordata; Mammalia; Dasyuromorphia; Dasyuridae
Product: olfactory receptor 49-like
Exons: 1
Coding region: 93-1061 (322 amino acids)
Biological process (GO): G protein-coupled receptor signaling pathway
Cellular component (GO): membrane
Molecular function (GO): olfactory receptor activity; G protein-coupled receptor activity
Source: RefSeq, a predicted model, not a curated record
UAUUUUUGUACAACUAGGUCCUUUAAAGCCUUUUCUAGAUUUAAGACUGUGCUUUGAGAGCCUCUGACCCCCUUUCUGUCCCCCCCUUCCAGAUGCCUCCAGGAAGGCACGGGGAGCCGGGCAAUCACUCGGAGGGCACCGAGUUCAUCCUGCUCGGUAUCACAGACCUUCGGAGCCUGCAGCUCCUGCUGUUUGCGGUCCUCCUGCCCACUUACCUGCUGACCCUGCUGGGCAACUUGCUCAUUGUGGCCCUCUCCUUGGCGGACCCCCGCCUGCAAACUCCCAUGUACUACCUCCUGAGGAAUUUCUCCCUGCUGGAGGUGGGGUUCACCUCGGACAUCAUGCCCCAGGUUCUCAGCCAGCUCCUCACGGGCCACAAGGCCAUCUCCCCCGCCAGGUGCUUCCUGCAGAUGAGCCUUUACUUCAUCCUGGGCACGGUGGAGUCCUUCCUGCUGGCUGUAAUGUCUGUGGAUCGCUACCUGGCCAUCUGCCGUCCCCUGAGGUACCCGGCUCUCAUGACUGGUCGGGUCUGCUUGGGCCUGGUGCUGGGCUGCUGGGCUGGGGGCUUCUUCUUCCUCACAGGGCCUUGCAUCUGGGUAACGUUCCUGCCCUUCUGUGGGCCAAAGGUUCUCGACCACUUCUUCUGCGACAACAGCCCACUGUUGAGGCUGGCGUGCACCGAGCCCCGGCUCCUGCAGGUGCUCUCCUUCCUGAUAGCCGUGGGCUCCCUGGCCGGCGGAGUGGCCGUGACGGCCGCGUCCUAUUUCUGCAUCAUCCGGGCCCUGCUGCGGCUGCCCUCUGUCCACGGCCGGCGCAAGGCCUUCUCCACCUGCUCUUCGCACAUCCUGGUGGUUUCCCUCAGCUACGGCAGCUGCAUUAUCAUGUACCUUCGGCCCACUCAGUCCAGCCGGCUGGACCUCAACAAGGGGGUAGUCUUCUUCAACACCGUUGUGGCCCCCCUGCUGAACCCCUUUAUCUACUGCCUGAGGAACGAGCUGGUGCAGCAGGUCAGCAGGGAGGUGCUGGCCAAAGGAAGGCUGUCUGGGCCCCUCCGGCUGUGAGUGGGGCCGGGAACUCCUGGAGAGCUCAGCACCCGGAUUGGGGGAGGGGGGCGGAGACCAAGCAGCACCUGGGGAUCCAAGCCCUGGUCUGGGGUUCAGGACUUACUCUUUGUAGCUUGGCAGGAGAUGUCUGAGGGACCUUCCGCCGUACACUUGCUGGGACUCUGAGCACGGAGCUUGUAAAGGAAAAGGAGGGGGGCAGGGAGAGAAAGAGAGCCAGAGUGGAGAAGGGAGAGGGGAGUGAAGGAGCUGGGAGGACAGAGAGAGAUCACAGAACACAGAAAGGGGAAGAAACCAGGAAGGAAAUACAGAGCAAAGUGAUCAAGAAGAAGAAAAGUGAAUAAAGAACUGGCCCGGGGAGCUCAGGGAUGGAAGGAAGGAGCAUAAAAGAAGAGACAAAGGACACAGAAGGGAGGGAACUGCAAUGGGAAGAGUGGGAGAGGGGAAGAAAAAGUGGGUGGACAAAGGGAAGGUGGGGGAGGCAGCAGAUGGAAAGUGAGCAGCAGAAUCCCAUAGGCCGCAAAGGCCAAAGGCCUCUCUGACAAGUGGGACCGAGGCCCAGAGCUUCCACAACAUCUCGUGCCCAGUAAGAAGCAGAGGGGAAUUGCACCCUGGCCCACCGAGCUCUGGGCCGGCCCACCCACACACUCCAUGGGCCGAAGGCCGCAGAACCAUGCACACGAGGAGCACUCUGGGAGCUCCUUUAUCAAGGUCUCUUCCUGGAGGGGAGGCCAUAGAUCCCAGGUUACCCAGGACUCCCCAGAGAAGUCUUCAGCACCCACAGCCUGAGGCUUGGAUGCAGAGUCCUGCGCCCACUAACUUCAAACAGAAACUACAAAGGACCGGCUACUACAGCUCCCGGGACCCAAAAGGGACGGUCUCCACUCCCAAGUCUCCGGGCCUCCAGCUUCAUACAAUGCUGGCCAAGGGAGAGGCUCUGUCCGAGGAGAGGACGUUCAACCAGGCCAUUGGCGUUGUGAGCUGUCUCCCCGCAUCCACCCCUUUGGUCAUGUGGUCUGCUCUCCAGGCCCAGGAAUGGCCCAAUCCUUAUGGCCUUGAGCCAAUCAUGUCCCAAGGAUGCUUCAAUUUCCUAAUGGUCCAAGCUGCUUGGCCCUUUUCAACAACGAGGUGUCUAUGACAAUCCCUCUAGACUUAGGUUGAAAAGUGCCGUCCGCAGCCAGAGAGAGAACUACGGAACCUGAAUGUGGAGCAGGAUGUAGGAUUUUCUCCUUCUUAGUUGUUGUUGCCUUUUGUUUGUUUUUCUCAUGGUUUUUUCUCUUUCAAACUGAUUUUUCUUGCAUUGCGUUACAAGUGUAGAAAUACGUUUAGAAUAAGUGCACAUGUUUAACAUUUGUUGGACUUCUUAUGUC